This is a messenger RNA of Chrysochloris asiatica (Cape golden mole), 1831 nucleotides long. RefSeq names its product ATP-binding cassette, sub-family D (ALD), member 4 (gene ABCD4). Gene Ontology annotation, molecular function: ATP binding; long-chain fatty acid transmembrane transporter activity; ATP hydrolysis activity. The record is from RefSeq and is a predicted model, not a curated record. The transcript is spliced from 19 exons. Lineage: Eukaryota; Metazoa; Chordata; Mammalia; Afrosoricida; Chrysochloridae. The coding region runs from base 14 to 1831 and encodes 605 amino acids. Gene Ontology annotation, cellular component: peroxisomal membrane. Gene Ontology annotation, biological process: peroxisome organization; fatty acid beta-oxidation; long-chain fatty acid import into peroxisome.
CGGAUCCCGGGUCAUGGCUGUCCCGGCCGCCGCGCCCGGGGCCGGCUCGAGGUCCAAAUUAGGUCUGCAAUUUCUCCAGCGGUUUUUGCAGAUACAGAAGGUUUUGUUCCCAUCUUGGUCAUCAGAGAAUGUCUUGAUGUUCUUGACCCUUCUUUGUGUGGCCCUGCUGGAACAACUGGUGAUCUACCAGGUGGGCUUGAUCCCCAGUCAGUUCUACCAGGUCCUGGGGAGCAAAGACUUGAAUGGCUUUAAGAGGCUGACUUUCCUGGCUGUUGUGCUCAUUGUUCUCAAUGCCACGCUCAAGAGCUUUGACCAGUUCACCUGCAACCUGCUGUACGUGAGCUGGAGGAAAGGCCUCACCGAGCACCUCCAUCGCCUCUACUUCCGGGGUCGCGUGUACUACACCCUCAACGUGCUGCGGGAUGACAUCGAUAACCCGGACCAGCGCAUCAGCCAGGAUGUGGAGCGGUUCUGCCGGCAGCUCAGCAGCAUGGCCAGGCAACUGAUUAUCUCCCCCUUCACCCUUGUCUACUACACUUACCAGUGCUUCCAAAGCACAGGUUGGCUGGGGCCUGUGAGCAUCUUCGGGUAUUUCAUCCUGGGGACCAUGGUGAACAAACUUUUGAUGGGCCCCAUUGUGGCGAAGUUGGUGCAGCAGGAGAAGCUAGAGGGGGAUUUCAGGUUCAAGCACAUGCAGAUCCGGGUCAAUGCAGAGCCUGCUGCUUUCUACAGGGCUGGGCACGUGGAGCACAUGAGGACAGAUCGAAGGCUGCAGAGGCUCCUGCAGACCCAGAGGGAGCUGAUGUCCAGGGAGCUCUGGCUCUACAUUGGCGUAAACACAUUUGACUAUCUGGGCAGCAUCCUGAGCUAUGUUGUCAUUGCAAUCCCCAUCUUCAGUGGGGUGUAUGGAGACCUGAGCCCCACAGAGCUUAGUACCCUGGUCAGCAAGAAUGCCUUUGUGUGCAUCUACCUCAUCAGCUGCUUCACCCGACUCAUAGAUCUCUCCACUACGCUCACCGACGUGGCCGGCUAUACCCACCGGAUUGGGGAGCUGCAGGAGACCCUGCUGGACAUGUCCCUGAAGUCACAGGACUCUGAGGACCUGGACGAGAGCAAAUGGGACAUGGACAUGGCGCCGGGGUGGCCUGCAGAGCUAGCAGACACAGCUUUUGCCCUGGAGCGAGUCUCCAUCUCGGCCCCCUCCUCGGACAAGCCCUUAAUCAAGGACCUGGGCCUGAAGAUCUCCGAGGGCCAGAACCUGCUCAUCACGGGCAACACGGGCACUGGCAAGACCUCCUUGCUGCGUGUGCUCGGUGGCCUCUGGGAGAGCACUCGGGGCUCAGUGCAGAUGCUGACAGACUUCGGACCCCACGGGGUGCUCUUCCUGCCUCAGAAGCCCUUCUUCACUGAUGGCACCCUUCGUGAGCAGGUGAUUUAUCCCCUGAAGGAGAUCUACCCAGACUCAGGCUCUGCUGAUGAUGAGAGGAUUGUGCGGUUCUUGGAGUUGGCAGGCCUUUCCAGCUUGGUGACAAGGACAGGGGGCCUGGACCAGCAGGUCGAUUGGAACUGGUAUGACGUUCUGUCUCCAGGAGAGAUGCAGAGGCUCUCCUUCACUCGGCUCUUCUACCUGCAGCCCAAGUUUGCAGUGCUUGAUGAAGCCACCAGUGCCCUGACAGAGGAGGUAGAGAGUGAGCUGUACCGCAUCUGCCAUCAGCUGGGCAUGACGUGCAUCAGCGUGGGGCAUCGGCGUAGCCUUGAAAAGUUUCAUUCCUGGGUUCUGAAACUCUGUGGAGGAGGCAAAUGGGAGCUGACCAGAACCAAGGGAGAAUGA